Molecule: messenger RNA, 1972 nt
Organism: Mytilus californianus (California mussel)
Lineage: Eukaryota; Metazoa; Mollusca; Bivalvia; Mytilida; Mytilidae
Product: caspase-3-like
Exons: 10
Coding region: 231-1454 (407 amino acids)
Biological process (GO): regulation of apoptotic process; proteolysis
Molecular function (GO): cysteine-type endopeptidase activity
Source: RefSeq, a predicted model, not a curated record
UACAAAUUCGUUUGAAGUUACUUUGUUUCCCUUGUUUUCUAUUUUUGGAUUAUAGGAUUUAAAGUUUAUUCCGUUAGUAUAUAUCAGUGUAUGUUCAUGUGGUAUGGAGGUGGUGUUGUGCGGAUAUAUUCAUAAGUAGAAUUGUUUAGACAUAAUAACUACUUUUCUUAAAUAACACCAACGAGGGAUAAAUAAUAAAAGAGCUCAACGAUUCAGUGAAACUUUCAAAGAUGUCUUGUGAUUGGAAAACCGCUUACAAAAAGAAUAGAGUUAAAAUUGUUGGAGGCUUGGCAAAUCCUGAUGCAGUUGCCGGUCUCCUUUUCCAGUCGGAAAUUUUUACUGACGAAAUGCACGAAAUUGUAAAACAAAUAGAUGAAAAUGAACAGAAAACGAGAAAGAUUUUAGACCUUUUAAACUAUCGAGGAAAGAAUGGUUUAGCCGCUCUUCAUCAAGCUUUUCUGGAUACUAGCAACAAGGAACUGGCUAAAGGUCUUGCGCCUUAUGUACUAGCAGUUGAAGAAGGAGACAAUAAGACGGAACCAAAAGAAUGGCCUCCGAGCGUCAAACAGGUAGAAGUUAUGCUGAAUGAUCCGGUUAUCAAGAUAAAAGAUACAAAAAGUCCAUUGUUUAUUCAUGAAUAUGGACAAGAGUACGUGUACACGAUUCAGAGUGAGCUUCGAGGAAAAGUUUUCAUUAUCAACAAUGUUAAUUUUAAGGGGCCAAUGCAAGAUCGGCCAGCCUCUAUAAAGGAUGCUGAGAAUUUGACCAAAUUGUUCGAGGAACUCCAUUUUACAGUGCUAAGAAAAGACGAUUUAACAUCACAAGAUAUGAAAUCGUUUCUGCUUGAAGAGGCUAAACAACUAGAUAAGGAGAAGUGUGCAGAAUGUGCUAUUUUGAUAAUAAUGAGCCACGGUAGCGGGACAAAAAUUUAUGGAGUUGAUUGCUGGCCAGUUGAGCUGAAAUCUUUAACAGAUUGUUUUUCAUCUGAAAAUUGUGAAAGCUUACAUGGAAAACCAAGACUCGUUUUUGUUCAAGCAUGUCGAUCUUACGACAAGAGUGACGUAACAGAAAAAUUUCAAAAAAUGACGACAGAACCACGCGAUGAAAUGGAUGCAGAACCCUCGAAACUUGAGGUCAAGGAGAAUAGAUCACCCAAAUGUACAUUUCCUGAUCACCCAUCAGCAGAUUUCUUAAUAGCAUAUGCUACGCCGGAAGGUACAAAAGCAUGGCUUCACAAUGAUGUUGGUUCCUGGUUUAUGAAUGCCAUUGUAUGGACUUUCAAAUAUCAUGCACAUGAAGAGGAAUUACACCAUUUACUAAUCAGGGUAAACAGAUUAGUUGGAAAAGGAUCUACACUAAAGAAGGAAAUGACUGUUGCUGAGGUGAAAUCCAAUCUCAGAAAAAAGUUCUUCUUUUUCCCAGGAAUACAUAGCAAAAUUCCAACACUGUUUUAAUAGUUAUGAUUGACAUGAAUAACUUGCUUAAUCGUGAGAAAAAUAAGAGUUAUACUAUAAUUAUGUCAAUCGUUUCUUUUUAUCAUUUAUUAAUAUAGAUGUGAAUUACUCUUAAUAAUUAUUAGUAGUAGUAGUGUUACUGUAUAAUAAGAUAUUUUUUCCUAUUUUGAAUAUAUAAAUUAAAGGUAGAUUCACUGUAUACCGCCAUCUUUGAUGGUGACAUAGCAGUACACAAUCAGUCUAGUUCUUUUACAUGUUUAAUUAAAACCGCAAGUUUUGAGACAGAUUGGCAAUUCAUUUGUAAGACUUUAUUUAAAAAUAGAAAAAUAAGUGAUUUAUUACAUUAUUCAUACUGUUCUUACAAAUACCAAAUAUUUAUUUGAGUUCGAUUAAUAUUUUCAACUAGCCGUUUAAGGGGAGAUAACUCUUAUAGUAAACAUUUGUAUAAAGGAUAUUCAACGUUAAUGAAAUUUUCAUAUGUUUACUUGUAGCAAGAAAACAAGUUCGGUGAUACCAUU